Harmonia axyridis is the source of this 1966-nucleotide messenger RNA. RefSeq names its product toll-like receptor 3. The transcript has 2 exons. Bases 226 to 1671 code for a protein of 481 amino acids. NCBI's taxonomy places the organism in Eukaryota, Metazoa, Arthropoda, Insecta, Coleoptera, Coccinellidae. The record is from RefSeq and is a predicted model, not a curated record. Gene Ontology annotation, molecular function: protein binding.
UUAGAACACCAAUCAACAUUUGAUCGAAGAGCGAACCGUGAACAAUGAACCCAUACUUUCGUUGAAUAAGUUUCUUAUGGAAUUAUUAUAUCACGUGCAAAGAGUGGGAGAGUCGAAAUACAUGAAGGCUAGUUUUUGGAAUGAGCUAUUUAUGCAGUCGAUUCAACUAAACUGAGUGUGUCAUUACUUUUAGAGCUCCUUUUACUCCUCAAAAGUGAUAUUAAUAUGAAGAGUCAUGUGCUGCACAGGAUAAGUUUGCUUUUCUUUCUGAUUUAUGGUGCAUUUACAUCUUCGAUCCUCCAGAAAGAUGUAGAAGAUAGGAUCUUCACAAUACCCGGAAGCAAUUGUCAACCAAUUCCAGCGGCUUACAAGACAAUCUUGAAUUAUUCACUCCUAAAAAAAGCAUGCACCAAUAUCAGGAGCAAACAGAAAUUGAUGAUCGAAAUAAACUUCCAGGACUUGGAGUCAGAUUUAUUUGAAAAGUUGCCGAAAAUAGAGACUGUCGAUGCUAGUAAUUUAAAUUUUACCGUGAUGAACCUAAGUUCUUCAAAUUUGAGAACUUUAGAUUUAUCGAAAAACAAGAUACGAAAGUUUAGAUUACUUAUCCGUAAAAAUCUGAAAAUUCUUAAUUUAUCAUAUAAUAAAUUGAUGGAUAUCGACUUAACACCAGUGGAGGAAGAAAUUCCCAAUCUGGAAAUUUUGGAUGUUUCACACAAUAUAUUAAGAAAUAUUGUCACUAUUUCUUCACUACAGAAGCUGAAGGACCUGAAUUUAAGUUGGAACCAAAUCAAGACUGUACCUCCUAAUACUUUCUUCAAACUGAAAGAUUUGAUCGCUCUCAAUUUAUCUCACAAUAAGUUAUCAUCCUUAAAUACAUGCUUGUUUUGUUCUUUGGAAAAUUUGAAACUUUUGGAUCUCUCCAAUAACAACAUUGUCACAAUAGAAUUUUUGUUGGUACCUACAAUGAAAUAUCUGCAAACCGUGGAUUUGAACAUGAAUGAAAUUAAAGACUUCAACUACAAAGAACUCAUUGAAAAUCAUCCUGAUUUAAGGACUGUAAGAAUGACUCAUUAUUCACUUAAUUGUAUGCAUUUUUCGGGGAAUGUUAACAAUGAGAAAUGUUUCGUUGCACCAAAUUCCAGUGGAAUAUGCUGCUUAACCAUGAAAAAGCAUGUCACAAGACGUUCAAUACCGCAGUCUCAUUUUCAUACCACUAUUAACGAUAAAAAGUUGUCUCACAACGUAUCUGCAAUCGUACCACCUGAAAACAAAAGAAAAAUUAAAUAUAUUAAUUCGAAGGACUCCUCCAAGAACAAAAUUGAGGACACCGAGAGCAUGGAAAAUAAUAUCAUGCAAAAAAUGUACGACGAUGUGGCCAUCAUCAGUUCUAAACUAGAUGAACUGAAUGAAACCUUAAGCGAUAUGGUUCUGGAAAUUUCUAAUAUAGAUCCUGAUAACCUUAAGGUAGCAGUAGACAAAAUAAUUCCCAAGACGUCUCACAUAGAAACAGAAUAUGAAGAUAUACUCUUCCUUCUGAAAUUCUGUCUCUGCCUAAUAAUGGUACUCGUUUUCUUGAUGGUCUUCAAUAUAGUGGCAAUAAUAAGAAGAAGUCGAAGUUCGAAGAAGUAUAGGAUGAACCUACUCAACUUAGAGAACGUUGAUCACCGUUGAUAUGAUGUCAUAAGACCUUGAUAUCAAAUUAUUUCCAAUUAUCCGGUGAUCAGAAAAUGGAUCUGAUUACCACGCGAAUUUAGAAAUUAUAAAUUGAUUUUAAAUAAUAACGUUGUUGAUGGCGCAUCCAAUUGAAUGACGUGUUUGUGGAUCAGAAAGAGGAAGUCAGUUAGCUAAUUGCAUAAUUGUGAUUGAUGGGUACCUACAAUAAUUCCAUGUAUUCUCUUUGUAAGAGAAAUUAAUUUUGUGUAUCACGAGUGUAAUCAAUGUUAAAUUGAAUAAAAAUUAUAGAUAA